GACAAAAAAUAGAGAGUACUUGCCCUAUAGGAAUUCACAUAUUAUUUGAGUGAAAAUAAGAUAUGGAGAAAUCAUAAAGGUAAUAUACAGUAAAUGAUACAUUAUCAGUAUGGAUUUGAGGGGCUGUGGUACAGUUUCUGUAUGACUAUAUUCUUUUUAUUUGUACUGCAUUGCUCAGAUUUACUUAGCAGACAAUUCUGUUUUGCAUUAUGGAGUGCCAAGAAAGGACAUAGAAAUACACUAGGCACAAUCUUUGUCCUAGAGUUGUUAACAGCCUCGUGUGGGAGAACACAUGAACAAAUCAUCAUAAAGUAAUGAUAAUGGACGGAGAAGAGAAGAACAUUUAUGACCUUACUCUGUCCAGGGGCCCCUGGGUGGCUCAGUCGGUUAAGCGUCCAACUCUUGAUUUUGUCUCAGGUCCUGAUCUCAUAGUUGGUGGGAUCAAGCCCCACAUCAGACUCUGUGCUGAGAGCACAGAGCCUGCUUGGGAUUCUCUCUCCCUCUCUCUCUCUGGCCCUCCUACUCUCACGCUCUCUCUCAAAAUAAAAAACAUCCCCCAAAACACCCCAAAAAGACAUUACUGUGUCCUUAUGCUUUAUUUUUAUUAUGAUGCUUUAUAUUAUUUCAUUAAAACCUAAACAUUUGGAGGAAUUUUACCCCAAUUUUAUAAUUGGAGCACGGACAACCAGCUAAUUGCUAUAAUUAAAUAAAUACGAAUGAAUGUAUGAAUAAAUGAAUAAAAGGUAGGAGAGCCCAAAAGCAAUUCUACAUGUUUUAAUUCCCGAGACCAAAGCUUUUCCCUUAUUUCCCUUGGAAAAUCAUUUGGUUGACUCUGGACUCAGGCUAAAUCCUGCCUCCCAAAGACCCACAGGAUGGAAACCCUGGCACAGGCCUGGCAAAUGAGGACAAAGUGUCCCCGCAGGACUGGAGUUUUUCUCAGGUUUGGAAGUAACUGGGAUCAGUUCCUUGCUGGGAGCCAUAGAUCCGGAAGGUCAGAGGAAGGUAAGGUUAGUUUCACUCCUUGAGCUUUCUCGUCUUCAGCCUUCGGUGCUGUUGGGGCACCUGGUAUUUGAGAGAGGUGGCACUCAGGGUUGGGUCUCACUUGGCAAAGCACCAGAGAUUGGUCUUGGUCCCCCCACCCCUGCCCGCAACGCUGGAGAGAGUCACAGAAGCUGGAUGGUAAACACGAGCAAAUAUUGACAGAACUGAGAGUCAGGGUAACACCAUCUGGCCCGUCUGCAGUUCAAAGGGCUUGGUCAACUGGGUUUGCAUGACACAACCAGGCAGUUUCUAAAACUGAAUUUUAAAACGGGCGGCUCAUCAGCCGCCCCUUUGUGUUUUUGCAAAAUCCCUCCCUGUACUGACUUCCUCACAGCUGUUCUUAUUUCCUUUGGUAGAAUUUUUUUUUUUUUUCAUUCUUCCUAGGGAAGAGAAAUCAAUACAACAUCUCCAGGAGGGAGGUGGUUGGUAUCUCCUACUUUGAUCCAAACCACGUGUUGUCUGUGUUGGGUUAAUUCCAGCCUGGGUCAAGCAACUGAUAGCAAGAUGUUUUUGCGGGUUGUGUGCUAUCUUGUGGUUGUGUGGCCGAUUUCUGCCUCAUACGAGAACUGUCCAGAACUUCCCCCAGUGGGAUAUAGCAUAUUUGUCGCAAAGAAGGUGGAAGGAGGAAUUCUGGGGACUUACUUUUGUAUCAAGGGCUACCACCUGGUAGGAGAGAAAACCUUUAUUUGCAAUGCCUCUGGGGAGUGGAAUACUCCCACUCCCACUCCCACAUGCCAAUUGGGCCACUGUCCUGACCCUGUGCUGGUGAAUGGUGAACCCAGUUUCUCAGGUCCUGUGAAUGUGAGUGACAAAGUCACUUUUAAGUGCAAUGAGAACUAUAUCCUCCAGGGCAGCAACUGGAGUCAGUGCAUGAACGACCACACCUGGAUGCCUCCCUUACCCAUCUGCAAAAGCAGAGACUGUGGCCCUCCUGGGAAUCCGGCUCAUGGCUAUUUUGAGGGAAGAGAUUUCAACUUAGGUUCGACCAUUACUUAUUACUGUGAAGACAGGUACCACUUGGUGGGCACGCGGGACCAACGGUGCAUUGAUGGGGAGUGGAGCAGUGCACUUCCAGUCUGUGAGUUGAUCCAAGAAGCUCCCAAACCAAUUCCACAGACCAAGUUUGAGCGGGUGCUUCUUGCCUUUCAGGAGACGAAAGACCUUUGCAAAGCCAUGCGGAACUUUAUGAAAAGACUCAAGGAAAAUUCCUUAACGAUGGAGGAAGUAAAAUAUUUUCUGGAAAUUCAGAAAGCCAAGCUGCAGCCAAAAAAUGAUGCCCUGACAUUAUAGCUGAGCAGGCUGGGUCAUAGAAAAGCACCCUAUGAAUAAACCUUCUUCUUGGUUCUAAAA
Messenger RNA from Neofelis nebulosa (Clouded leopard), 2391 nucleotides. RefSeq names its product complement component 4 binding protein beta (gene C4BPB). NCBI's taxonomy places the organism in Eukaryota, Metazoa, Chordata, Mammalia, Carnivora, Felidae. The transcript is spliced from 6 exons. The record is from RefSeq and is a predicted model, not a curated record. Bases 1546 to 2331 code for a protein of 261 amino acids.